CACUGAAAGCCUCACUAAUCCUUUCAGCUGCUUGUCCUGUGUGAGGUACAGAAGGAUGUUUCUCAGAGCUACUUGGAAAUAGAUCAUUAAGAAACAUGGCUACUCAUCUGUGGAUUUAUUUUUCUUAUCUAUGAUACGUAUAAAAGACAUGCAAGAUGGAUUUAUCAAUAUUUUGUUUUGGGUAACAUCCUCAUUUAAAGGGAACCUGUCAGACUCAACAACCUCAGGCAUCUGAAAAUGACAGAUACAACAGGUGGCUAAGGACCUUGGCCUUUAUUUCUCAGUCAUUUACAGCAGUUUCUGAGCUGCGGCAUUGUGCAGACUAACACAACAUAAACAUCAACUGGUAUUUGAAGCAUCCAAAAUGGGCUGCUCACCAUCCAAAGGAAAUAAUUUUGGGACUCAAGGUUCCUUCAGGAGGGGUAGAAUGCUGCUGCCUGCAACCCAAGAAAGUCACAGGGAAUCCCAGUCUGAAGAUGGAGAAAGUCGAGAUUCCACUGGAACAGCGCAUGGUGAUGCAAGGGAGAAGACGAUAGCUGAGCAAACCCACUCUUUGCAGAAGGAGGCUCACUCAACACCACAAAAAAAGAGAUCUGUGUCUGAGCUGGCUCCGGAAGCAGUCAGUGUGGAUAAGUUAGGAAAUCAAGGAGUGGACAACAACACAGUGACACAGGGGAAAGAGAAACAUGUGGACAAGAAAGAUUUAACAGACAAAAAGCCUGUCAGGAAGCCAAAGAAGAAUAACAGAGGUAUUAAACCGGUGAAAAAGAAAGAGAAGGAAAAAAAGGCCUUACCGCUAGAGGAGAAAGUGGACUUCCCAGAACCUUUGGUAAAAGCUCACCAAGCUGCUUAUGCCUUUUUGAAUCCUAGCAUAAAUAAAUAUGACAUUCUUCUAGGACUUUUGGAACAGGCAACCCAAACUCAGGUUUCUGUGCAGCCUAUGGUUGCUUUUAUGGCUCUACGCUAUGAGGAAAUCAUUCGGGGACUGGAAGACAUGGCAGAUGAGGGAGACAAACUUCUGAAAGAAAAUGGAGAACAUCUUGCUUGGCCAAGCCAAAUGAAAAACCUUUCAUCUUCUCCACCUCUGAAGUCUGGCUCUGCUAAUACCGAGCCCCCACCGGAUUUAUUGCAGCAGCUUCUUCAAUAUACUACACAGAGAAUGAGGAAUGUGAGCCAGACUGUUGGUGGAAUUGGGGACUCUGCUUUGGAGGAGGCAGUUGACUACUUUGCCUCUGUCUCGGAGCUUUUAGAUGAGAAACUGAAAGCCAAGCGUGCAGUAGAGACCAGACUAAUGCAACUUUUGACUCGCAUUGAAACAGCUUCACUGCGCAAGCCUGGGCCAGAGGAUUCUGCUCUCUUCAGUGAAGACAGUGGCAUUGGGGCUGAGAGUGAAUCACUCGCUGGAUCUGAAAAACGCCACAGACGAGAGAGUUGUGAGUCUACAGGGACAAACAGAAACACUCCUAGCAGUCCCCUGGCCUGCAAUUCCAUGAAAAUAAGGCAAGUAGUGUCACGGCGAAAACUUAUGAGCCAAAUCAGUCCUAGCGUCUCACUCACCUCAAUAGAUUCCACAUGUACCAUUAUGGCCAAAGAACAAAAAGACUCAGAGUCACUGCUAGGUUCAGUCUCCUUGGACGAUGGAGAGGAGGAUGAUGACGAUGAUGAUGAGAUGGAUGGAGGCAUGGAAAACAGGCAAGCAGGUUUUAGAAUGCGCUCAAAUUCUUCACCUGUUGACUCCAACCAUCAACCUCGACGACUACCACCAAAGCGCAUAGAGAACCCUCUAAAUGUAGAAAUGACUUUGAAAAUGAAAGAUGCUAUAAGUGGCAGGAUACAAUUUCUACCAUCACCACAUCCAAGUGCCAAAACUAAGAUAGUCGACAGCCCAAAAACAAGUAGACGGCAGUGGGCAGAGGAUGAGGAGCAAUCCCCAAAGAGACCUCAGACAGCAGCAGCUACUCGGAGGGCACUGGUGAAAAAGACCUCAGUGGCCAAAGAGCGACGCUCUCGGUCAGCAGAAUCUCUGCGGAGCAAAGCUGAAGAUCCUACUCUGCUUGAAUUAGAAAGAACCCAGAAGGAUUUAAAUCAUAGGUUAGAGAGGAUGAACAAAAGCAAGGUUGUUGGAAAUACAAGGGGAAAUCCAUGUAAAAAAGGUCAAGGAAACUCCCCAGCACAAUCUCCAGCAUUAAAUCGUGCACGCCCUUCACUAGAGAAGAACAAUUCUCAACCAAUUAAAGACAAGACUGGCCUUGUGAGAUGCAACAGUAGAGAACAGGAGGCAACCAGUGAUACUGAGGAUCAAAAAAAGCGAGACAAGAAAAUAUCCAGAGGUCCUAUGAAAGCCACUCCGCCCCCUAGCCCUCCUUCAUCACCACGGCCAUCCUCGAGCUUUCACAGAGGUAGGAAUUCAGUCAAAAAACUGAUUGAUACCUUCAGUCAAGGUAUAGAGGAACAAGAUGAUCCUAGAGUUUUGGGGCCUCUCAAAGGUGUGCGAAAAUGUGGUGUUCCUGUGUUACCUGGUUUAGGAAAUGUAGAAGCUGUGCUAAGUGCUGGGAUAACCAGCUAUAGACCUCAGUCAACAUCAUCUGUGAAGACUGAUGAUUUAGAUCUGGAUAGUCUUCCUCCACCUCCACCUGAAGUAUUGAUGGAUAAUUCCUUUGAAAGUGCCCAGCGUCUUUGUGGUGCAGCAGAUGAUAGGGCUACAAAAGGGGGCAAGGGGGCAAAGAGGGCUGUUGUAUCGCAAAGACUGAGAGCCUCUGUUCAGGCAGUGACUGUUCUGCCAAGCAAAGGGAGUCUACCACAAGGUUCCAAGGUUAUUUCCUCUGUCAGAGGUGCUCGAGACAUUUUUGUUCAGUCAAACGUCAGCCCCCCAGAUGAUCAGCCAGAGAAUAAUAUUGGAGAAGAGAAGGCUGACUCUCUCUACAAGCAAGCCAGAAAGAUCAUACACUUACAGCACCCUUCAGACUCUAAUUUGGAGAAGUCAACAGCAUGUAACAUGGCAACAAAGACAUCUCUCAGUCAAGCAGAGUCAGCAGAGGAACAAGAUUGCAGCAGCUUUCCAGUGCCUGGACCAAACACUUCAGUGUCUACAGUGCCUCAUUCCUCAGUGGUCAGUAGCCAACCGCCUGCCACCCCUCCAAUGUCUAAGACACGAAUGCUGCCAUCUACACCUUCCACUCCAAGCAGUUUACAUCGAAGACUUCCAAGUCCCAACACCUUGAGAAGGCAGCCUACUCCACCAUCAUCAACCAGUCCGCCUGUUAACCGUAAACUUCCCACCCCGCCAGCACUUCAAAGGAGACUACCUAGCCCACCUGUUGGGAGGCAGAGCAUUUUAAACUCAAACUCGUCCCCCUCUUACCCUUUCAAGGCACCGUCUCCACCAGCUUCACCAAAAGUGCAAAGAUGGUCAAGAGAGAACAGCAGUGAAGAGUCAUCUAUUUCGCGCUUGAUUAGCAAUGCACGUUCUGUCUUCUGCCCUGCUUCUCCGUCUCUGUUUGAGGCCCAGCCUUGUCCAGCGCCCAGACCACCCCAAGCAUGGACGUCUUCAGGGGUCUCUAUUCUCCCACGUCCCUGGGGGAAUCGUGGGAGGUUGCCUGUGUCUGUUCAAGGACCUCGACCCUUCAUCCGACGGACUCAGUCAGACCGAAGGCCCAGCCAGGGCCUGCCACCACGAGCGCCUUGCAUCUCGGUGGCUCAUACUUGUGGGAGUGAGCCGGCAAUAAGUGCACAGGGGCUGGAGGAUGAAACAACAAGGGAGGAUGAACUGUGGGGUAGCCAAUCAGAUCUAAGAGCUACGCCACGCUCUGCAUCACACCCCAACCUGUGUGUUGUUGGUCAGGCUUUGCACAGAGACUAAUGGGGCCAGCGUAGCAGGAUUAGGGAUUAGCAGGCCUCACCAAGGAUUUAAGAUGAUGGUUUUUAUUCCACCAGGAAGACAGGAAGAGCUAAUUCCAUCCCCUUUGCUGUUGGCACUACAUCUCCAUUGUUUUCUUUCUUGGAAAAUUGUGUGUUUGUAUUUUUCAGAGUUUCUUCAGAGUGUCUUUCUAUACUUGUUUCUAGGCGUUAACGUGUGCAUCUGUGCAUUCAUAAGUAAAUGUAUGCACUUAAUGUUGGUUUGUUUGCAAUAUACUGAACUCAUCAUUUGGCUCCAUAAAGAGAUUAUAAAUUAUCAUCCUAAUUCACUGUAAAGACAGCAGCAGUUCUUUUAGUCAUGUGUGUGUAAACAGGGCUGGUGUAAAGGCAGAUUCAGUUCAUUCAGUUCACAUGAUACAUCUUCAAAAAUGAAAUACUCAAGUAUUCUUAGGGCUAAGAUGGUUACACACUGUGUGAAUCCAACAGAUCAAUAAAUAAUGGAGUCGGAAUUCUCAGUUGACUGGCAAAUACGUUGUUGUGCUGUUCCAUGUGUCAUCACCUGUGUUAAAAUGUCAGACUGUUUUGAAAAAUAUUUGUGUUUACAUUAACUCUUUUUAAUAUCCAAAAUCAAACAAUAUAUUUGCUUUCAGCAAUAUUAUAACAAGGUCCUGAAAAUCAUUUUUUUAUUAUUGUUGAUUCUCUGUAAUGCUUGUUUGUUUUAUUUGUUUUCUACUAUUUAUUUACUAAUAAAAGACAUACAUUCACAA
Myripristis murdjan (pinecone soldierfish) is the source of this 4622-nucleotide messenger RNA. It is a transcript of the gene pcare1, whose product is annotated as photoreceptor cilium actin regulator 1. Lineage: Eukaryota; Metazoa; Chordata; Actinopteri; Holocentriformes; Holocentridae. The transcript is spliced from 2 exons. The record is from RefSeq and is a predicted model, not a curated record. Bases 365 to 3859 code for a protein of 1164 amino acids.